Myotis brandtii (Brandt's bat) is the source of this 1997-nucleotide messenger RNA. RefSeq names its product CD53 molecule (gene CD53). Gene Ontology annotation, cellular component: membrane. Lineage: Eukaryota; Metazoa; Chordata; Mammalia; Chiroptera; Vespertilionidae. Bases 124 to 783 code for a protein of 219 amino acids. The transcript is spliced from 8 exons. The record is from RefSeq and is a predicted model, not a curated record.
CUUUUACUCAGAUAGCCCCGGACAUCCUUGUCGCCAGCCUUGUCCCAGCGCCUCCAGGACAAUCAUCAAAUCUGCCUCGGGGACUGAGGAGCAGCACCCGCAGAAGUGCAAGAAUAUCCCAGGAUGGGUAUGAGCAGCUUGAAAUUGCUGAAGUAUGUCCUGUUUUUCUUCAACUUGCUCUUUUGGUUCUGCGGCUGCUGCAUUUUGGGCUUUGGGAUCUACUUCUUGGUCCACAACAACUUCGGGGCCCUCUUCCACAACCUCCCCUCCCUCACGCUGGGCAACGUGCUUGUCAUCGUGGGCUCCAUCAUCAUGGUGGUUGCUUUCCUGGGGUGCAUGGGCUCCAUCAAGGAGAACAAGUGCCUGCUUAUGUCGUUCUUUGUCCUGCUGUUGAUCAUCCUCCUCGCUGAGGUGACCUUGGCCAUCCUGCUCUUCGUGUAUGAACAGAAGCUGAGCGAUUCGGUGCGGGAAGGCCUGACUGACAGCAUCCAGCGAUAUCACUCGGACAACAGCACCAGGGCGGCGUGGGACUCCAUCCAGAAGUUUCUGCAAUGUUGUGGUGUAAAUGGCACAAGUGAUUGGACCGGCGGCCCACCAGCUACUUGCCCUAAAGAUCCACAAGUUAAGGGUUGCUACAUAAAAGCAAAAUCAUGGUUUCAGUCCAACUUCCUGUAUAUCGGCAUCAUCACUAUCUGUGUAUGUGUGAUCCAGGUGUUGGGGAUGUCCUUUGCGCUGACUCUGAACUGCCAGAUUGAUAAAACCAGCCAGGCCCUAGGGCUGUGACCUGCUACUGCCUUUGCCGAAAAGACUCGUUUCAUCUCUGGAAAUCCAAAACCACCUACAGCAUGAAGGCCUAAAUGAUCACCUCUCGGACUGGCAUCAUUGUCCCGCUCUCAUCUCUUCCCUGUUUUGACCCCUUUCUCACACAACCUGAGAAGAGGGUGUUGGACAGGCAUUUCCCAUCUCUGGAAGCAGGAUAUCACUCACCCACUCAUGGUGGCAGCCAUGCCACUCGACGUGGUGACACUAAUACCUGAGCAUUUUUCAGACAUGAGAGACCAAGAACCUGUGGCACUAAUGGCUCAAGAUCAAAGGAUGGGUCUAGGACUCGAAUUUUUGCAUCUUCUCAUUGUCAGGUCUCUAGUCUCUAAAUCAUGCCCAGUUCACUCCAAAGUCAAGAAAGACAGAAGCUGAAGGGACGUCUGGGGCCAGACUUACUGGAUCAUUGUCUGUGGGCCUUGGCUACGGGAAUGACAGAGUAUUCUCUCUUCACAAAUAGUGGGGUUUCAUUUCAAUUUCCUAUUCAUUCAUUCUGUCCUUCCAGAAGAAACUAUGCAGUUAUUCAUAUCCCGACUUCAGCCAAUCUCUUAGCCUUUGAUUUACAUAACUGUGGAAGAACUCACCAGGACCAGUAUCUCUGGUGGUUCAGGUGAUACUCACAUUCAGAAGAGUUCUGAUAUUUUUUCUUUAUCACAUAAGGUUUUGUUGAUGCGCUAUUUUAACUCUUUAAUAAAUAAAAUAGCAUAUGAUCUCAAUCACUACGUUCCCAUUCCUAUCUCUCAAAUGCAUGUUCCGUGAAUCAUACUGAUUGCCUUGCCAGCAAGCCAGGAAUACUAGUUAUCUAUUGCUGCAUAACAAAUGCCUACCUUCCCCUUUAUCUAAGGAAAGUUUCCCUAGUACUAUAAAGUUUAAUAUCUAUUGAGGUCUUUCCAAGUAUGAGACAAUGUGCUGACAACUUUACAUACAUGUGCCCGUUUAAAUAUUGACAAAAUGUCUCCUGUGUUCACCUCCAUAACUAACACACUCAUAGAAACUUCAUAGAUCUUAUCACGUUUUAUUUUAAUAAUCUAUAUAUUUUCCUUUAUUAACCUUUGGCCUGAUCAAGUCAGAAAAAGAGAGAAAAAAAUGUACAAAUUAACUAUAAAUAAAAAUUGGGCCAUAACCUCAGAUACACAGUUAAGAUUUUAAAGCCUGCAACAGAAUAUGAUUUUUAAAAU